GGGGCUGGAUCCGAUUGGCUGACCGGCGGGCUAUAUAACCGACGUCAGCGGGCGUUCCCGCCCUCUUCUGCCGUGGUGCGCGGAUCUCCAUACGGCGUUGUCUCGUGCUCUCCCACUAAACUCGUUGCGCAGGGAAAGUGGUCACGAUGUCCGGAGGUCUAGAUGUCCUUCAGAUGAAGGAGGAGGAUGUGCUGAAGUUCCUGGCUGCGGGAACCCAUCUCGGGGGAACCAACCUGGACUUUCAGAUGGAACAGUAUGUCUACAAGAGAAAGAGUGACGGCAUUUACAUUAUCAAUCUGAAGAAGACCUGGGAAAAGCUGCUGCUGGCUGCUCGGGCCAUUGUCGCUAUUGAGAACCCGGCUGACGUCUGCGUGAUUUCCUCCAGGAACACUGGCCAGAGGGCUGUGCUCAAAUUCGCUGCUGCCACUGGUGCCACCACCUUUGCUGGUCGUUUCACCCCUGGAACCUUCACCAAUCAGAUCCAGGCUGCCUUCAGGGAGCCCCGCCUCCUGAUUGUGACCGACCCCCGCGCUGACCAUCAGCCGCUGACCGAAGCUUCGUACGUGAACAUUCCCACCAUCGCUCUCUGCAACACCGACUCUCCCCUCAGAUACGUCGACAUUGCCAUCCCCUGCAACAACAAGGGUCCUCACUCUGUGGGUCUGAUGUGGUGGAUGUUGGCCCGCGAGGUUCUGAGGAUGCGCGGAACCAUCUCUCGGGAACACCCCUGGGAGGUCAUGCCUGAUCUGUACUUCUACAGAGAUCCAGAGGAGAUUGAGAAGGAGGAGCAGGCUGCAGCAGAGAAGGCUGUGGGGAAGGAGGAGUUCCAGGGUGAAUGGACGGCUCCUGUGGCCGAUUUUGCUCAGCCGGAGGUGGCGGACUGGUCUGAGGGAGUACAGGUUCCUUCGGUACCCAUCCAGCAGUUCCCCGCUAGCAUUGAGGCCAAGCCUGCCCCUGCCGCCACCGAGGUUUACGCUGAUGACUGGAGUGCCCAGCCUGCAACCGAGGACUGGUCUGCUGCUCCCACCGCUCAGGCUGGAGACUGGGGCGGCUCCACUGCUGACUGGUCAUAAACAGCUUUCUGCAGCCCACAGCUCUGUGUGGCUGAGGAGUCAAUAAACAUGAUGGCUUGCUUGAA
Molecule: messenger RNA, 1138 nt
Organism: Pygocentrus nattereri (red-bellied piranha)
Lineage: Eukaryota; Metazoa; Chordata; Actinopteri; Characiformes; Serrasalmidae
Gene: rpsa
Product: ribosomal protein SA
Exons: 8
Coding region: 147-1073 (308 amino acids)
Biological process (GO): cytoplasmic translation; ribosomal small subunit assembly
Cellular component (GO): cytosolic small ribosomal subunit; 90S preribosome; ribosome
Molecular function (GO): laminin receptor activity; structural constituent of ribosome
Source: RefSeq, a predicted model, not a curated record